Molecule: messenger RNA, 2710 nt
Organism: Musca domestica (house fly)
Lineage: Eukaryota; Metazoa; Arthropoda; Insecta; Diptera; Muscidae
Product: polyribonucleotide nucleotidyltransferase 1, mitochondrial-like
Exons: 6
Coding region: 121-2442 (773 amino acids)
Biological process (GO): mitochondrial RNA 3'-end processing; mitochondrial mRNA catabolic process
Cellular component (GO): mitochondrion; cytosol
Molecular function (GO): RNA binding; 3'-5'-RNA exonuclease activity; polyribonucleotide nucleotidyltransferase activity
Source: RefSeq, a predicted model, not a curated record
UUAAAAUCGUUCCAUGUGCCACAAAUCAGCUGUUGUCGUGUUGAGGAAGGUGCGGAGGAAUUUCUUCGACCGCUUUGGAUUAUUUUAUAACAAUUCUCGAUUUAGUAAAUUAAAUUAACAAUGAAGUAUCCCACAAACUACUUAAAACUGCUCAACUUUAGACUGCGUAAUCAUUCCUUCACACCAAGAAACCUCUUACAUACAUCCAACACAGAAGGACCACAAUUGGAGGUGAAAUUUUCAAAUGGACGAAAUCUCAUUAUGACAGCUGGCAGGUAUGCCCGAUUCGCCAAUGCAACUGCCGUGUGUGAAAUGGGUGAUACGGCUGUUAUGGUAACUGCUGUCUCAAAGCAAAAACCCACACCGGGCACAAAUUUCACACCUUUAGUAGUGGAUUAUCGUCUGAAAACAGCAGCCUCUGGUCGUAUUCCCACCAAUUUCUUUCGCCGUGAAAUGGGUCCUUCGGAAAAGGAAAUUUUAUCGGCUCGUCUUAUUGACAGAUCUGUGAGACCACUGUUCCCCGCCGAGUAUAGAACAGAAACCCAAUUGGUGUGUAAUAUGUUGGCCAUGGAUGCUGUAUAUUCGCCCGAUGUGUUGGCUUUGAAUGCCUCUUCAUUGGCUUUAAGUUUAAGUGACAUACCGUGGUAUGGUCCCAUUGGAGCAGUAAGAUUAGGCCUUUGUGAUGGUGAAAUAAUUGUCAAUCCCACACGCCGUGAACUUCAAUCUUCCCAAUUGGAUUUAGUGGUAUCAGCUACCAAACAAAAUCUCGUCGUUAUGUUAGAGGGCAAGGGCAAUGUAGUAUUGCAACAAGAUCUCCUCAAGGCCAUAAAGCAAGGAACACGAGAAGCUCAAAGUAUAGUUUCAGAAAUCGAACGUCUGCAAAAACUUCAUGGCAAAGAGAAGAGACCAUUGGAACAAAUCACCACAGUUGGUGAGGAAAUUUCCGCUGCAGUGCGUAGCAUGAGUGAAAUGCGUUUACGUGAAAUCUUCCAAGAUGCUAGUCAUGACAAAAUAUCCCGUGAUGUGGCUGUAAAUGAUGUACGCACAAAUGUAAUUGACAAGGUGUGGUCCAGUUAUCCCGAUACCGAACCAGCCCUUAUAACUGACGAGUUUAAUCGUUUUUGUAAAACGAUAUUUAGAGAAUUGAUAUUUGAAACUGAUCGCAGAUGUGAUGGUCGUGAUUUUGAUAGUUUAAGAAAUAUUAGCUGUGAGGUGGAUUUGUAUAAACCUUUACAUGGCUCGGCUCUAUUUCAACGAGGCCAAACUCAAGUGUUCUGUACUGUAUCUUUAGAUUCCCAAGAAUCUGCCAUGAAACUGGAUACUUUAUCAGCUUUGGAAAGUGGAGUAAAAGCCAAAAACUUUAUGUUACACUAUGAAUUCCCUCCAUAUGCCACCGGUGAAGUGGGCCGCGUUGGUGGUGUUGGCCGAAGGGAAUUGGGACACGGAGCCUUAGCGGAAAAAGCCUUAGUACCUACACUGCCAAAUGAUUUUCCCUUUACUGUAAGACUGACAUCAGAAGUGCUCGAAUCGAACGGUUCCAGUUCUAUGGCAACUGUUUGUGGUGGCUCUAUGGCAUUAUUGGACGCCGGUGUACCCGUUUCAUCACCUGCGGCCGGUGUUGCCAUUGGUCUUGUCACAAAAUAUGAAAAUAAUGACACCAAACACUUACAAGACUAUCGUAUUUUAACUGAUAUUUUGGGCAUAGAAGACUAUCUAGGUGAUAUGGAUAUGAAAGUUGCGGGUACUCGUAAAGGUUUCACUGCAAUACAAGCUGAUUUGAAAAUACCAGGCAUUCCAUUAAAAGUUGUUAUGGAAGCACUACAAAAAGCCACCGAUGCCAAAGCAAAAAUAUUGGACAUAAUGGGGGAGGCAAUACGCGAACCAAGAAAAGUGAAAAAAGAUUGUUGGCCAGUUACGGAGCGCAUUACCGUGGAACCGCAACAACGGGCCCAGUUAAUUGGACCAGGUGGCAUAAAUUUGAAAAAGCUUUAUGUUGAAACCGGUUGUACAGCAACGACUGAAGAUGAGACAACAUUUACUCUGUUUGCACCAUCCCAGUCGGCAAUGCAUGAAGCCAAGGAAAUGAUUGACACAUUCUUAGUGCCGAAGGAAAGAAUACCUGAUUUAGAAUUUGGUGGCAUUUAUACGGCAAAAAUUACCGAAAUACGUGAUACUGGAGUUAUGGUCAUAUUAUAUAAUAACAUGCCUCCAGCUUUACUGCAUAAUUCACAAUUAGAUCAAAGAAAGGUUGCCCAUCCCUCUGCCUUAGGCCUUGAAGUUGGCCAAGAAAUUCAAGUGAAAUACUUUGGCCGUGAUCCUGUCUCAGGUUUUAUGCGUCUCUCACGUAAAGUUCUACAACCCACUACCAGCAUUAUACGUAGCCUUAACAAAUCCAAUGCCAACGAUGUACAAAAUGAAAACUCGCCAUCUACAUCCUCAUGAUCAUAGUAGUCUUUGUUUACCAAAAACUAAAUAGGUAUAAAUAAUAUUUGUUAUUCUAAGUAAUUUUAAAUAGUUGUUUUAUUUUUUAUGAUUUUGUUCGAUAAAAAAAUGAAUGUUUUACAUUUGUUAUCUUUAGAAAUGUAUAAAAAUCUUAAAGAAAAAAAAUGAAAAUAAAAAGUUUUGCAAGUCUUGGAAAUGCAAAUGCGAAAAUGAAACUUUUCAAUAUUUUGAAAUUAUGAAAAUAAAUGAAAAAUAAUUUCACAUGUAA